AUGAUUGGACAGAGCAGAACAAACUUCUUCAAAGAACGAUAUCUAGAUCCUGCUGAUACAAGCUAUCCAUUACCUCACUCUGCCACAAGCCAAAAUAUUUUGACCAUCAAAUUUUCAACAUCAAUUUUUGCAUUUGAAACCGUUAUCAUCUUUAGAGGUACGGAUGGUGGUGCUGCAAACGGUGAUGCCUCAGACGUGAAUCCUCAGACAAUGAUGCCAUUUAUGCCUUGCUCAAUUGGCUUGGGUCUAAGGCUCGGUAACAAUGAUGUCGUUAGAUUGCAAACUGAGGACAUGAAAAAUUUAUCACGAAAUAAAAAGCUUUACUUGGUACUCGACCUUGAUCAUACACUGCUCAAUUCAACUGAGAUAAUUCGUUUGACUCCACAGGAGGAAUAUCUGAAGAUUCAAACACAUCCUCUGCAGGAUGUUUCGGGAGGCAGCCUCUUCAUGUUGGAUUCUAUACAUAUGAUGACCAAGUUGAGGCCCUUUGUUCAAACAUUUUUGAAAGAAGCAAGUAAUAUGUUCAAAAUGUACAUACACACGAUGGGUGAUAGACCGUAUGCGUUACAAAUGGCUAAGCUGCUUGAUCCUAGUGGGGUGUAUUUUGGCACUAGAGUGAUUUCACGAGAUGAUGGUACUCAAAGACAUGAAAAAGGUCUGGAUGUUGUGCUGGGUCAUGAAAACGCUAUUGUGAUCCUUGAUGACACAGAAAAUGCAUGGAAGAAGCGUAAGGAUAAUUUGAUUCUCAUGGAAAGAUAUCAUUUCUUCGCUUCAAGUUGCCACCCAUUCAACAACAAAUUUAAAUCAUUGUCAGAGUUGAGAAGGGAAGAAGCGUAAGGAUAAUUUGAUUCUCAUGGAAAGAUAUCAUUUCUUCUCUUCAAGUUGCCACCAAUUCAACAACAAAUUUCAAUCUUUUUCAGAGUGAAAAGGGACGAGUGUGAGCUUGAUGGUGCACUUGGAUCCGUACUCAAAGUUCUAAAGCAGAUCCAUCAUAUGUUCUUUGAGGAACUUGAGGAUGAUAUUGCUAGCAGAGAUGUGAGGCAAGCGCUGAAAACAGUUCGGAAAUCAGUCUUAAAGGGGUGUAAA
Pistacia vera is the source of this 1086-nucleotide messenger RNA. RefSeq names its product RNA polymerase II C-terminal domain phosphatase-like 4. Lineage: Eukaryota; Viridiplantae; Streptophyta; Magnoliopsida; Sapindales; Anacardiaceae. Bases 1 to 837 code for a protein of 278 amino acids. Gene Ontology annotation, cellular component: nucleus. The transcript has 7 exons. The record is from RefSeq and is a predicted model, not a curated record. Gene Ontology annotation, molecular function: RNA polymerase II CTD heptapeptide repeat phosphatase activity.